Nicotiana attenuata is the source of this 573-nucleotide messenger RNA. Its product is annotated as B3 domain-containing protein Os04g0386900-like. Bases 21 to 419 code for a protein of 132 amino acids. Gene Ontology annotation, molecular function: DNA binding. The transcript has 2 exons. NCBI's taxonomy places the organism in Eukaryota, Viridiplantae, Streptophyta, Magnoliopsida, Solanales, Solanaceae. The record is from RefSeq and is a predicted model, not a curated record.
CUGCAAAGAUUGGGAAAUCGAUGGCUGGUUCUGAAGAUGAAGAUAUAUCACCACUUUGCGGCAAACCAUACUUUGAUUUCAUCCUCGGCCAGUCAAAUCUCGAGCCCAAGUAUUUGAUGUUUUUACCAGCAAAAAUAUGGCCAGAACUUGCUCCAGGUGAAGUUCCUGUAGUCCUCACUUGCCGUGGAAAGAAGUGGGACAUGUUCUGCUCCGGAGACAAUCAAAGGAGGUUUAUGCAAGGCUGGAAAAUUUUCGUGAAUGAUAAUAAUUUGAAGAUCGGAGAUGGACUUGUGUUUGAACUUCUGGAGUGCAGCAGAGCAAAAAUGACGUUCAAAGUUCAAAUUCUCAGAGGUGAUUUUCCGGCUGAAUUGAUCACUGAACCGGAGGAUGGUACUGCAGAAAAUCCAAUAGUUUUAUAGGUUGUAAUUUGUAAGUAUUUGGAAGAACUUUAAUUUGUUCCAUGCAGAAAAUAUUUCUACUUUGUUAGUUGUAGUAUUAACGUAUGUUGCACCAUAGGUGGAGGCAGCUUUUUCUUAUUUUCAUGAUCUCAAAGUACUGCAUGUUUUAUGGAUG